Messenger RNA from Falco peregrinus (peregrine falcon), 3977 nucleotides. RefSeq names its product YAE1 maturation factor of ABCE1 (gene YAE1). The record is from RefSeq and is a predicted model, not a curated record. The transcript has 3 exons. The coding region runs from base 800 to 1468 and encodes 222 amino acids. NCBI's taxonomy places the organism in Eukaryota, Metazoa, Chordata, Aves, Falconiformes, Falconidae.
GCGGGGGGGCCCGUAGGCCGCACGGCUGCAGCCGCUGCUGGCCCGGGAGAAGCGGGGUGGCUCUUGUGGCCCCAGAGCUGUUGGUGCCUCUGCCAGAAGCAGCGUUUGUAGGCUGUAAGGGUUUCCCUCCCGGCCACGAAUGGGCUGCGAGAGGCUUCUCUGGUUUUCUUCAGCGGAAAAGAUGAAACAAUGCAAUGGUGCCUUCUUCCCGCUGCAGUAGAACUGGCUACUUGUUAUGCAGAAUGUAAAGGACGAUCCCUGCUCCAGACUUGUAUAGAUGGUUAAGUAUGUGGCAUAAACAGAAAACUGAAAAUGAAAGGUGAAAGUCCUUGUUGGUUAUUAACUGCAGAAGAUUCCCGAUGGAACUUCGUGCACCACCCCAUGGAGGCUCCAUGGGGCCAUUCUUCAGCUGCUAUUAGACUCAGUCAUAAAGUUGUUGCCGCCUGCUGUUCGCUUACUAACAGCGUUUAGAAAUGUUAAUUUGACAUGCAUGUGCGUGUCACUGCCAUAAGAAGAGAAGAAACUACUGUCUUAAGUUGUUCUCAGUAAAUCUCAGUGUUGCUUUACAUGUCACGACCUGUCUUUUCUUGACAGAUGCACCAUGAUGGUAAACAGCAUCGAGCUUUCAUGUGGAGAUGAAUGUACAAGUUGAAUAAUGAGCUCUGUACAUGACUUCUCUUCAGAACUGAUAUUUUUGCCUCUACUUCUGAUCUGACACUUAGCCAGAGGGACUUUUGAGCUCAAGUUUCUCAGUAUUGUUCUUACCACAUAAACAGAGGUCACAGUCAUCACUGCUGUGAUGUCCUGGGUACAAGUUGCAGUCAGCCGAUCCAGUGAGGAUAUAUUUGAUGAAGAGGCGGAUGAGAUGUACCUAUUACAGAAGGAAUGGAAUAGCACCAUGAAAAAAAGAUUGAAGGAAGGCUAUAGGGAUGGAAUUGAGGCUGCGAAAGAACUUGCACUCCAGGAAGGCUUUAAUCAAGGUUACAGACACGGUGCUGAGCUGAUGGUUACGUGUGGCCAGUUCAGAGGAACCCUGAAUGCUCUCUUAUCCUGGUGUCAUUUUAAUGGACAUGAUUCUGCUUUAAGUAAGAUAAAUAAACUUCUUGACAUGGUUGGAAAAUAUGAAGAUGAUGUGCUUAAGUAUCUGAAUUCUAUUGAACAACAACCACAUCUUGGACACAUUCUAGAUUCUGUUCAAGACAUGGACCUUAAUCACACAGCUCCAGCUGGGACAGAAUACAAUGAAGUUAAAGCUGGAAAACACGAAGGUGGUGGCAGCUGUGGAGAAAACAUUUGUAGAAGUAACGGUGAGGUUGGUUCCUCACAGUCAGAGUGCAGCAAUGCAAAACUCUGCACAGAUCCUGAAAGGUCAACCCUUGCUUGGGUUAAAAAACAGACUAUUUGGCUAGUAGAGCAACUGGGCUUAUCACUGGAUAUAGUUCAUCAUGUCCAGCAACUCGAACACUAGUUUUUCUGUCUCAUAGUAUUUUAAAAAUAUCUCAACUGGUUUUGAUUCUCAGUUUGUGGACCAUGUACAGGCUGAUACAUCACUUUGUUUUAGGGAAAUCAGAUUUUGAUAGUUCCCAGUAGAGGUAAUUUCUGUAAAUCUUCACCAUGCUUUGGCUCCUUGCAAAAAACACCUUGUUUUCAAUCUUAAAUGUAGCUUUCACAGAAAGGGGAAAUGACUUUUAAAGCUCUACAAAGAUUUACUAAAUAUGUUUCUGUUCUGUGUUAGAAGCUACUGUUUCACCCUUACUUUCUGUUUUGGUGGCAGUUUGGAAUGAAGCAGGUCCCUUAAAUAGCCCUCCAAAUCGGUCCCCUCUAGUACCUAAAAAGUAAAGUGUCCAGUGCUAUGGACAAACUAUUCUUGCAGAAUAAGCUGCUGUUGAUGAUAGGCAAACUCUAUGCAAAAUAGAACAGGAUUUGCUGCUGAUUUCUAGAGUGCUGUCACUCUAGUCACUAUAUAAAAUGUAGGAAUUUUUCACCUUUUGCCAAAUUCUUCCUCUAACGUAACUGCUAUGCAAUGCACUUUCACAGUUAAAAACUAUUUCUUCCCUCUGUCAUACAAUUCUAUUUAUUUCACUUUUGCUGAAAACACACUUCUCUUCAAAUGCAGAAUUACUGGCAAUUCCUUUGUUUUACUGUUAGACAGUAAAGACUGUUUACUCUUCCCCUGUUAGGCCACACUAAACAAGUUUCCAGUCUAAUGAACUUCCUUGUGUUAUUUUUGUGUUUAUUUUGCCAGUCCUUCUCACCUGAACUCUCUGUCCCUCAUUCCCAUAGUGUUUUUCCCAAACUCUUCAAGGAAGCCAGGCUCAUUCACCUUCUCUUAGAAACUCAUUGUCAGUCACACGUGCGUAUUUCUGACAACUUUGUAUUUCUGUGCCAACAUUCUAUAUUUGACUCCUUUUCCUGUUGCUUGCCUUAACUGUAGCUGCAAAUUGCUCUGGUCAGGAAGUCUUUUCUUUGCGAGUGCCUAUGCUGUUUUACAGUAAUUAAACUGAUCUACAGUAAGUUAGGAGUUUAUUUGGUUUAAGUUGCUUCUAACUUCGUGUCUGAGACAAAGCAAAGACAAGACAGAGACAAACUGAAAUUUUAAACAGCCAACCUAACCAUACUAAAAAAAAAUAAUCACAAAACAGUGUUAUAGUUUGAGACCAGAAAAAAGCUAAGGUUAAAAUUACUUGAUUUCCAGAGACAGAGUUUACAACUUUCUCACUAAAGACUCUAUUAUCCUGCCAUGGAGUUGGUAGACUGUAAGUUUGGCUGCCAUUCAGUACCACUCUUGCAUCAGGGGAAAAACAGAGCUGCAAUUAGGAGUCUUUUAUUGAACUUGUUUCUGAAAUAGUGGACAAAUAGGGCUGUCUGCAUUAAUAACAUAUGUGUACAAUUGUUCAAACAACUUUCUUUUUCGCAAUGUAUUUAGCAUAAUGCUGAUAUGGAUAAACAUUACUUUUUUGCAAGUGCAUGUGUUAUGUUGUAGCCUGUAUCAUGUAUGUUGGGCAGAAAUUUCUGCCAAACUGUGGCAGAAUAUGGUGCAGACAAAAUUAAGGGUUACUUGAGCAAUGUUAGAUGUUCCAAAUCUAGAAGUUUAGAAAUUCAAGAGCAUUACUUUAAUAGUGUGCAAAGGGGAAGCUCCAUUCACAAAUUACUAAGUAGACAGUGAGCUUGCCAAGUUCACUCCAACCACUUCUGCAAAAGCAAUCUACGCCAGGGAAAAUAUUUUUUUCUGUUUGAUUUUCAAACAAUAGAUUGUGUGUUUUACUUAUCUUUCAUACCAGCUUCUCUGCUAGCCGUGGAAUUACUUUCCUCCACUCUGCACAAAGUUUCUGUGCUUACUGUGGGGUUACUUUUUCCAUGUUAUCACCCACAGUUUCCAGUUUGGCUGUGGAGAGGUUUUCUUUUGGGUUGUCUGCAAUACUUGGCUUUUCUGUCACUGCCAAAUCUUGCUGACCAGCCACAGAAAGACUUUCUUCAAGACUAUUAGAAUCCGUAAUUUGCUCACAUGAUGGUUCAGGUUUUUGUUUUCUGUUUACUUCCUUGUCUUGUGUUUCACUAUCAGCUUUCACCUUGGCAGCGUUCCUGAAAAUAGCUCUCAUGACAACGGGGACUGACAUGCAACUGGAAGAGGAAAUGAAACGUUAAUCACUACUACAGACUUUAUCCAUUCUUCAGAGUGCUUCUUUUCUUAAACUGCAGCUGACACCUGAGUGAUACCUGUGGUGGAAAAACAGCACUACCUCCUUGCAUCUUUUUGCCUUGUACAACCUGAUAGAUGUUACAUCAUAGCUACAGUAUAGCUAUGUGUGCUACACUGGAAAUAUAUGUUGACACCAUGAAAUCGAGUACUGAAUCUUUGAGCACAGCAGUGCAAAGAAGCUUUGACAGAAAGAGUGGGAGAGUUUGGUCAAAAAAAAUACGGGUGCUUUUAAUGAAAACCUAAACUAAUAAUAUUAAAAUAUAUUCAUUCUUGCUGA